AGAAAUUAGUUAUAAUCUAAGUCUAUGGCUUUAUAGAUUAAUAAACAAAAAGUGGGAGUUCUUAUAUUCUGUUGCACGUUUCUAUGCAUAUAAUGUAAAACUUAAUAAAUCUCAGAUCUUCAUCAAAAGUGGAUUUGUGAAUUUAUUGGAUGUACAAUAUAUAUUACAAUAUAUAUUGUGACCUUGAAACCACAAAACCAGUCAUAAGUAACAAUUAAGGGUACACAACAUAAGGGUAUAUUUGUGGGUGAAUUUUUUUCUUUUAUGGCAAAAAUCAUUGAGAUAUUUAGUAAAGAUCAUGUUCCAUGAAGAUAUUUAGUAAAUUUCCUAGCGUAAAUAUAUCAAAACAUAAUUUUUGAUUGUUAAUAUGCAUUGCUAAGAACUUUACUUGCACAACUUUAAAAGUGAUUUUCUUAAUAUUUUGAUUUUUUGCACCCUCAGAUUCCAGAUGUUCAAAUAGUUAUCCUGUCCUAUUUAUUCAGCUUUCAGAUGAUGUACAAAUCUCAAUUUCAAAACAAUUUACCCUUAUGACUGGUUUUGUGGUCCAGGGUCACAUAUAUGCAGUUUAACAUUUGCUUUGUGCUUUCUUUUAUCUGAGGAUCUUGAUCUUUUCCAUUCACGUCUGCUCUGAGCUGAUAACUGAACACAAGCAGAGGCCUUUAGUUAACCCACAAAAUAUCAGCAAAGAUGUGUCUUUUGUCUUGGCCUUAUAUGUGUACUUUUACAUUAGCGUGUUAUUUUCUGCAUAUUGUUAUAAAUAUGAAAAGUAACAAAUGACUCUCAUCUGGAAUGUCCCAGAAAUUCCCAUAUCCAAAACAAGCACAAGACGGUGACUCUUCCCCCAGAAAAAAAAACAGGAAGAAAAAAUUGUCUUUACAAGAUUUCUUCAUUUAUUUGCACUUGGGCUAUUUAGUAAUGAUGGAUAUUAUUUUGGAAUUACUUUAACAAAAUGUUGGCUGUUUGCUUACAAAAAUGUGGAUUCAAUAUGUAUGAAUACCAUACCCCCAGUGUCCAUUGAUAUGUAUUUAAAAUCAUCACAAAUACUUUUUUGGAAUUUUUCAAGUGAUGUAACUAUGAAGGACAAUAAUCUUUAAAAAGCUCCUGUGCUUUUUAUGGUAUUGUAAGGCAAAGGUCAUUUAUCUGUCAGACUGAGCUUUAAGAAACAGCACCUCAUCAGUUUGCUUGUCUACUAAACAAGGAAGAUUUUCAGGUGAAACUGAACUAUACACCAUAUUACUCAUGUAGACCAACAUCCUUUUUUAAAUAAAUUGGUAUUGUAAGCAGAACAGGAUAUAAGUUUCGCUUUCUACCUGUUUGGGGUUAUCAGAUGCUGGCUUUAGUAGUCACAUCCUGUGCUGUGAAGCUUUUAACCACAUUAACAACCAGGUCCCUAUCACUAGCCUCUUGCUCGCAUAUCUAACUUACUGUGAACUGAAACUACAAGUACAAAGAAGGACAUUUGAAAACGCCUAUAUUUUCGGUUGCAUCUUGCAAAUGACCUGUACACUCAGAUUUGUUUUCAAUUUAAUUUUGUGCUUUAAACCUAGAAGUAUUUUAAUACAGACAGGGUAAAAUGUAAACAAAGUAAAUACUAAACUAGGUUAAGUGUGUGAGUGUGAGGCACGUGUAGCUCCUCCCCAGUGUCCUUUGGUUCUAUUUUGAUGGAUGUUGAUAAGUCAUCAGCACAUACUCGGUGAUUUUUCGGACACAGACAAUUUCCAUAUCAUUCAGUCGCAUAUUCAAGAAGUUUUAGUUGCUCACGGGCAGUAAAGGCUUCUCUUUUAUAGAGACCUCAAGUCACGACUGAGCAAUUCUCCCCCAAAACCUGCACUCAUUAUGAAAAGAACAGUAUACCUAAUGGCCCCCAUGAAUGGACUACUCGCAGGCUUCGUUGAGGGGAGUCAAGAUUGCAGUUCAUGCUACCAGUUGGACAUUGGAGUGGCUAUUGGGAUCAUCACUUGUGACAUCAUCCUCACGCUCCUCAUCGCACUCUCGGUCUACUGUUUCGUUUCACAUCAGAAGAGAAGAAGCAGUUUACAUACACAUGCCAGAUGCUGUGGCUCAAGUAAAGCUCAAAACUUAAAAACUCACCAGCCGUCAGUGAGGCCAAAGACGAUUGAAAUGGAAUCACCUUAUCAGGAACUUUAUGGAGUCCAAUCAGAUAUAUACAGUGAUCUUCAGCAGUAUCAGAAAUGAGGCGACCGUGUUAAUGCUUGUGUGCAAACUUAAGGAUAUCUGGAAGUUGCAUACAUUUUUAAACUGUCACAAAUGUGUACUUGCAUAAAUAAGCUACAAUAAUUGAUUUAUACAAAAAACUUUGAAUCCAUGUGAUCGGUCAUGUGGCAUAUAUACAAACCAUGAAUCUAAAUUUUUUUCAUAGUUUGGGGAAAGGAAAUGAUCUUCAAGAAUUUGUUUUUAAUAGCACUGUAAAAGUUGUUUUCACUUGUCAUUUUUUAUUUAUUCAGAACCUUUGUAAUGAAACUAGAUCUGAAUAUAAUUCCCCUGCUCUUUAUGUAGAAAUAAAUGUUUUA
This is a messenger RNA of Labeo rohita (rohu), 2531 nucleotides long. It is a transcript of the gene tyrobp, whose product is annotated as transmembrane immune signaling adaptor TYROBP. Gene Ontology annotation, molecular function: signaling receptor binding. Gene Ontology annotation, biological process: negative regulation of transforming growth factor beta1 production; microglial cell activation involved in immune response; positive regulation of microglial cell mediated cytotoxicity. The record is from RefSeq and is a predicted model, not a curated record. The coding region runs from base 1837 to 2196 and encodes 119 amino acids. Gene Ontology annotation, cellular component: cell surface. The transcript has 5 exons. Lineage: Eukaryota; Metazoa; Chordata; Actinopteri; Cypriniformes; Cyprinidae.